Molecule: messenger RNA, 849 nt
Organism: Galendromus occidentalis (western predatory mite)
Lineage: Eukaryota; Metazoa; Arthropoda; Arachnida; Mesostigmata; Phytoseiidae
Gene: Prosbeta6
Product: proteasome beta6 subunit
Exons: 5
Coding region: 113-814 (233 amino acids)
Cellular component (GO): cytoplasm; nucleus; proteasome core complex
Source: RefSeq, a predicted model, not a curated record
GUCGGCUGCGUAUUUGUUUGGAUUUUGCGUUGUCGGUAAAGUGCCGCAUCACUGUGGAACCGGAGGAAAUAUUCGAUCUAGUGAGCUGUGAGCAGCGAAAAAUACUGUCAAGAUGAUGUCCCACGAGCCUGAGCCGUCGCCCACGACCUGUGGAGCUCCCCUGCUGCAGCGCGGCUUCGAUCCAUACCGAGAUAAUGCGGGAACUUUGGUUGGCAUCGCCGGCGAAGAUUUCGCUGUCAUCGGAUCAGACCUCCGACUCUCGUUGGGCUUCAGCAUCUUCUCGAGGGAUCAGUCCAAACUCUUCAAAUUGACCGACCGGGCUGUGCUUGGGUCAUCCGGCUGUUGGGCGGACUGCGUAUCCCUGAACAAAUUCCUGGAGAUCCGUCUAAAAACAUAUGGAUUCGAGCACAAUCAACCGAUGAGCACGAAAGCCAUCGCCCAAUGUUGCUCCACAAUGCUAUACAGCAGGCGAUUCUUCCCAUAUUUCGCGUGGAACAUCCUUGCCGGAAUCGAUGAGGAUGGGAAAGGAGCAAUUUACUCCUACGAUCCCGUCGGUAACUUUGAGCGGGUACCGUACCAGGCCGCCGGAAAUUCCGGACCGCAAGUGCUGCCAUUCCUCGACAGUAUCGUCGGUAAGAAAAACCAAUCGAAUCCGGAUAAAGCCCCGAUCACCAAAGAGCGGGCCAUCAAUUUGAUAAAAGACAUAUUCAUCUCGGCCGCCGAGAGAGACAUAACCGUUGGAGACGGAACCCACAUCAUCGUCAUCACCAAAGACGGACUAGAAGAGAUUCGUCUUGACUUGAGGAAGGAUUAGAUGGGCAAAAUAAAUACCAGAUGUUUUUAUAUCGU